CAGACAACUCAGGGAUUGUUUGCAGUUUGACAUUCCAAAUUCCCAAUAUCCUAUUGUGAAUGUGAUCAACUGCCGGGUCCAUGUACCAAGGUAAGGUACAAUACCUGGCACUGAGGCCACCGCAGUCCAUGUUCCAUCCAUGUCAUGAUUUGGUACCGACUAGCGACCCGAGUGCUUCAAGGUUAGGAUCAAGAUACCUAGGUCAACGAUUAGAACGAGCCGCCUUCACAGACUCGGUCAAUUAUCUUCGUUUAACGCGAGCGUUUUGCUUCCCGGCAGCCUUGGACCUUAUAAUUCGCAACAUUUCAAAACCCAGGUGGCACAGGGAGGUCAUCCUUUUUCUCGAUUUUCAUCCCUGACAAUCGCGCAAAAACACCACAACCAAGCUCUCCAGUAAUUGGAAGUCUCGAAUUUCAGAUAUUCACGCGCAGAGGACUUUCCACCGAAGCCAUAAACUCACUAUGGCUGACCAUGCUGACCACGUGCACGCGGCACAUGAUGACACCGACCCUCCGACGGUGCCGGCAAACCAUGUCCGCUUCAGAGUGCGUGAUGCUCAACUUGAUACUAGCACAUCAGGUGGCCAACAAACGUGGUUUCUCGCAAAGCGGAGGCAGGGCAUGCGAAAGGCCAUGACCUUAUAUUGCGAACGUUGGGAAAUGCAGCUUGAUUCGAUGAGAUUUCUCUUUCGAGGCCGACUCAUCCACCCGAAGGACACUGCAGAGAUGCUGGGACUGCAAAACGACGACACCAUCGAGGCCAUCGAGGCCAGCAAGGUGCACUUAUUAUUAACAAGGCCGCGGACCCGGGUGCGACAAGACAUUUAGCAGCUUAGCUUCUGUCUUGAUUUACAAUACAUAGCCACUCUCGCCGCAACUAUUACGACCCCUGGCGUUCACUCUAUCCCAUUCACUUCGGUCCACCGUCUUCAACCGGCACUUCCCCGCCGCGUAUGUGGAAGGAAUUCCAUCCUCAAUCAGUGCGGAUGUGUGAGACACCGUGCCCCUCUCUGCCGGAUGGUGUGAGUGCUGGAGGAAUUAUCGGCUUUCAACACUCCGCCUUCUACGGGGUCCAAGAGGAUUGUUGCAGGCUUGGAGGAGUAGAGCGGCGCGGCGGAUUGAAAAUCCACACGUUUGGGAGGAAAGACUUAUUAGCUACCUACCUACCUAUAGGUCUGUAAAAGACACAAUCUCCAGUCGACUAGGGAAGUCUACUCGCAGGAGGGCCUGAAGGAUUCUCUUGAUUCAUCCAACAAACCACUCUGUGAUUGUCUUCAAUUCAGGGCCAACAUGAG
Messenger RNA from Chaetomium strumarium, 1294 nucleotides. RefSeq lists its product as uncharacterized. Lineage: Eukaryota; Fungi; Ascomycota; Sordariomycetes; Sordariales; Chaetomiaceae. Gene Ontology annotation, molecular function: protein tag activity; ubiquitin-like protein ligase binding. Gene Ontology annotation, cellular component: nucleus. The record is from RefSeq and is a predicted model, not a curated record. Gene Ontology annotation, biological process: protein sumoylation. The transcript is spliced from 2 exons. Bases 462 to 827 code for a protein of 121 amino acids.